Messenger RNA from Geodia barretti, 602 nucleotides. Lineage: Eukaryota; Metazoa; Porifera; Demospongiae; Tetractinellida; Geodiidae. The record is from the annotation of a GenBank genome assembly.
UUACACUUGCGCGCGCUGGCGCCGUCGCGGAGCCACGCCUUCCGCCGUCGUAGCCGGCCCGCCCUCAUGCCGCGCCGGACAAUCAACGACCUAAGCUUGCUUGAUCCUCGCUAUCGGCAGCAUCAGUUACACGAUUCUUUUACUCCAACAGCUGACUUACACGCUAUACUGAUGGAGUUCCCUGUCUCUGCAUGAUGCGUGUCCGUGGCAGUCUUAGUUUCUGCAGCUAUAUUCUCUACAUGGUAUUGAUAGGCAAUCAGGGACAGCCAACACUGGAGCCACCAACUGGUCAUUUCUGUCCCAGUGUCAACAUCACUUACACUUGUCAUGACAGUCAAGUAAAAGAAAUGAGAUGGUUUGCUGAACCUUACUUUUCAGGUAACCAAGGAAUCAAAUAUGUACCAGGAUUCACCAGUAAUGAAACCAUAAAGAAAGAAGACAGUUUCUACUCACAAGCUACCAGUUUAAGUGUUGAUAUGGGGACAACGGAGUUUGUCAGUGUGACAACUAUUCUGAUUGUGAUCACUAGUGGCAUAGAGAAUGGAACAAACAUCACAUGUCUGACCUACAGAGGUGGAGACCAAAUGGUAUCCUCUUCCGUG